GAAAGCCAGGGAACCACAAUUCCCGGCGAGCUCAGUGGCCGGGCCGCGGCCCGAGCUUAGGAAAUCUGCGCUUGGAGCAUGCCGGGAGUGGUAGUCCCUCAUUCCGCAACUCCUGAGCCUUCCUCUCCCGCCCAGGCCGGGGUAGGGCGGGCUCCCGGCUGACAGGUGGCUGGACCAGCUAGCCCCUCCCUUGCUCUCCCAGCCAGGGUCCGCCGCAGGGGUGGGGCCAGCAGCCUUCGGAGGCCCAGAGGUGGGAUGGGGGUGGGUGGGUUAGGGUGGUCCCUCCCCGCCAACACGGGUAGUGAUGUCAGACCCUCCCCCCGACUCCGGCCCCUUUCCCCCUCCCCCUUUGAACAGCAGCCACCGCCCGGAUCCCGGAGCCGCCGGCCCGGGUCCGAGCCCCGCAGCUUGAGCCCCCACCCCUCCCCUUCCUCCUGUUCCAGGGGCCAAGCCCUGGAGCCACCCCACCCCCCCUGGAAAACACAACCCCGCCCCCAUCGUCCGCCUCCCACAGGCGUCUCCGCCCCCUUUCCCUCCUCCCACCCUCUCAACUCCGCCUUCGUGGCUGCGCAGCCAGCGGGCCGGCCCACCGACCCCUAGAGCGCCCCCGCCCCCAGUCAGCCCCCGCCUUCGAGACGACGAGGGCGGGGCAAACAGCCUCAGCCACGCCCUUCCCUAAGAGAACCCCGCCCCUCCUCUCCUGGUACUACCCUUUCCUCUAAGAUCCACCCCGCCCCCCGGGGGCUGGCCCCGCCCCCGCCUGGGCCCCGCCCCCCUGCCCUGGGCGCCCCCGCCCCCUCCAAUGCUGAGCUCAGUCUGUGUCUCCUCCUUCCGCGGGCGCACGGCGGCCAAACAGCCGCAGCAGCCGCCGGCGCAACCUCCUCCCGCUCCUCCUCCUCCUCCGCCUCCGCCUCCUCCUCCCGGCCCCUGUCCCUGUCCCGGUCCCGGCCCCUGUCCCGCUCCCUGUGCGGGUCCCUGCCCCGGGCCCGUUCCCUCCUCCCCCAGCGCCGGCCCCGGGCCCGGGUCCGCCUCGGCCCCGGGCCCCGGCCCGGCUCCUCCAGGGCGGCCCGCGGGGGGCAAGCCAUGCCCCGGGGGCCCGGCCAUGGGGCGACACGGCGGCGGCGACAGCGACAAGAUCGUGAUCAACGUGGGCGGCGUGCGCCAUGAGACGUACCGCUCGACGCUGCGCACCCUGCCCGGGACGCGGCUGGCCGGCCUCACGGAGCCGGGGGCGGCCGCCAACUUCGACUACGAUCCGCGCAGCGACGAGUUCUUCUUCGACCGGCACCCGGGCGUCUUCGCCUACGUGCUCAACUACUACCGCACGGGCAAGCUGCACUGCCCGGCCGACGUGUGCGGGCCCCUGUUCGAGGAGGAGCUCGCCUUCUGGGGCAUCGACGAGACGGACGUGGAGGCCUGCUGCUGGAUGACCUACCGGCAGCACCGCGACGCCGAGGAGGCUCUGGACUCUUUCGAGACCCCCGAGCCGGCCGCCGCCGCCGGAGGCCCCGGGGGGCCCGGGACCGGCCCGGGAGGGCUGGACGACGAGGCGGGCGGUUUGGACGCCGCCGGGGCCGGAGGGGAGCUCAAGAGACUCUGCUUCCAAGAUGCGGCCGGAGGGGCCGCCGCCGGCCCCGGGGGAGCCGGGGGGGCGACGUGGUGGCGCCGCUGGCAGCCCAAAGUGUGGGCGCUCUUCGAAGACCCUUACUCGUCCCGGGCGGCCAGGUACGUGGCUUUUGCCUCCCUCUUCUUCAUCCUCAUCUCCAUCACCACCUUCUGCCUGGAGACCCACGAGGGCUUCAUCCACAUCCACAACAAGACGGUGACCCAGGCGUCGUCGGUGCCCGGGGAGCCCCCCGAGAACGUGACCAACGUGGAGGUGGAGACGGAGCCCUUCCUGACCUACGUGGAGGGCGUGUGCGUGGUCUGGUUCACCUUCGAGUUCCUCAUGCGCGUCACCUUCUGCCCGGACAAGGUGGAGUUCCUCAAGAGCAGCCUGAACAUCAUCGACUGCGUGGCCAUCCUGCCCUUCUACCUGGAGGUGGGCCUGUCGGGGCUGAGCUCCAAGGCCGCCAAGGACGUGCUGGGCUUCCUGCGGGUGGUCCGCUUCGUGCGCAUCCUGCGCAUCUUCAAGCUGACGCGGCACUUCGUGGGGCUGCGCGUGCUGGGCCACACGCUGCGCGCCAGCACCAACGAGUUCCUGCUGCUCAUCAUCUUCCUGGCGCUGGGGGUGCUCAUCUUCGCCACCAUGAUCUACUACGCCGAGCGCAUCGGGGCCGACCCCGACGACAUCCUGGGCUCCAACCACACCUACUUCAAGAACAUCCCCAUCGGCUUCUGGUGGGCCGUGGUCACCAUGACGACCCUGGGCUACGGAGACAUGUACCCCAAGACCUGGUCGGGGAUGCUGGUGGGCGCGCUGUGCGCCCUGGCGGGCGUGCUCACCAUCGCCAUGCCCGUGCCCGUCAUCGUCAACAACUUCGGCAUGUACUACUCGCUGGCCAUGGCCAAGCAGAAGCUGCCUAAGAAAAAGAACAAGCAUAUCCCCCGGCCGCCCCAGCCGGGCUCCCCCAAUUAUUGCAAGCCCGAGCCGCCCCCCCCUCCGCCCCCCGCGCCCGGGCUCCCCCACCAUCACAGCGGCCUCAGCCCUCCCCCGCCCGGCUCCUACCCCACGGGGCUGCCGGGCCCGCACGGCCACGUGCACCCGGGGCUCCUGAGGGGCGGGGCCGGGGGGCUCGCGGGGAUGGGCCUGCCCCCCCUGCCCGCCCCUGGGGAGCCUUGUCCGCUGGCUCAGGAGGAGGUGAUCGACAUCAACAGGGCAGACCCUCGCCCCAACGGGGACCCGGCAGCUGCUGCCCUAGCUCAUGAGGACUGCCCGGCAAUUGACCAGGCGGCUCUUUCCCCGGAAGACAAGAGUCCCAUCACCCCCGGGAGCCGGGGCCGCUACGGACGAGACCGGGCCUGCUUCUUGCUCGCUGACUACACAGCUUCCCCAGAUGGCUCCAUCCGAAAAGGUUAUGAGAAGUCCCGCAGUCUGAGCAGCAUCGCGGGGCUCAGUGGGGUGUCCUUGCGUCUUGCCCCCCUUGCCACUCCCCCUGGCUCCCCAAGGGCUGCCCGCCGUGCCCCUCCUGCCCUGCCUUCCAUUCUCUAGCCCCCCUUGCCCCUCUUUGGGGGAUUCAGGGGUGGUGGGGGAUGGUUCCAGGUGUAGGGGUGGGGGUGGUAUUUUUUAAAGGGUCACAAACAAUAUGCAAUUGAUAUGACCGCCAGCAACCCCCCAGACCCCUCCCCACUUCCUCUAGGCCCCCAAGAAAGAGGGGGCAGAGCCUCAGUACCCCCCAAAAGCCUUCUCAGGUCUCCACGAGCCAUAUCGCCCCCUCCCCGAUCCACACGCUCAUUGAAACGUGUAAAUAAGUGAGAGCUGCGCUGGUUACCUUCGGGCCACUCCCAUUCUCCGAGGCGGCCUCUGUCCUCGUCCAUCUCUGUGCAUGCCCCCGAACCCCAAUUCUCUGCAAGAGCAAUAAGCUGCCUCUGGCCGCAUGCCGCGUCCCACCUUAGACCACCUGGGCAACAGGGAGUUGGAAGGGGGGUCCAUGCAGUCCCUGGGCCUCCUCGGUCCCCUUAUCCCCAGCCUGGAGUACUAGGAGCUCCGGCUUUUGUUACAAAUCAGAUAAAAAGAAACGGGGGCGGGGGGGACGGGAAACGGAGGUGACAAGACCCUGGAAGGCCUGGAGGGGGAUCGGGAAAUCCGGGCUCUGGAGCUUUCCAGGGUCCUGGAGCGGUUUGGGGACGUCCAGGCUGCCAGCGCAGAGAUGAGGGGUGGUCCGUGCCUGUGUGUGUGCCCGCGCGGCUGUGGGCGUGGCUUGUGAGCGCACGCACGUGGCCACGGAUCGCACGGCGGGGGGAGCCUCGCCGGGACGGAUCACUCCUUCUCCCGGCCCCCCUUCCCGCCAGCGUCUCGCUGUCCCCCUCACCGAAGCCCCGGCCGGGGGGGGCUCCCCCGUAUGUGUUCCCGUUCCCUGGGCCCCCGUCUUUCUCAUCCCUUCUCUGGAGCAGAUCGUGGGGACCGGGUCUGCAUGUGCAUGAACUCCCGCGAGAUCCUCUCGGUUCUGUGUCUUUUCCGCGCCCCCCCCUUCCCGGCGGGGGCUCGGGGCGGGGCCUUGUGCGACACGGGGGAAAUCCGCGGGCUGGGGCUCCCGGAGCUGCUUCCUCAGGGACCCGCAGCCGCUCCGGGGACCCUCCGCGGCCCCUCCCGCGGCCCCGAGCGGACGGCCUGGCGGGCGCGCGCUCUGUCGCGGUUUUCUCCCGGGGCUGUCCCUCCGUGUCCGCGCUCCGGGCGUGCGGCUCCACUCCGGGGCCGAGUCUCUCCCCGCCCCCUGCCGGCCCGGCCUCGGGAUCUCCGACACCACUUUGCACUUCGGCCUUUCCGGUCUUGCCAGAAGUCCUCCUCCGGGUCCUCUUCGUCUGCCCCCAGUUCUCCGAGCACUCCCGCCCGCGCCCCCCGCCCGGCAUGGCGUUGUCUGGCCCUGGUCUAAGCGUGUGUUCCCCAACGGCCCCGGACCUCUCCUCCCGAGGCUCCCAACGCAUCUCCCCCCCACCAAGACGCAGCCCUCCCAGACUGCCCCCCUCCAAGGGACGUGGAACUUGGGGUACCGCCCCCUAGCCUCCUGGGAGAAAGCGCCACUUCCCUCGCAGCGGGGGUCCCUAAGCUGCGCGGCCACCUGCCCUGCGGGUCCCGGCACUUUCCCCGAGGCCAGGCUGGCCGUACCCCUCUUCCACAGCUCCCAGACCCGCAGAAUUUGCCCCCGAUUCCGCCUUUCCGGGGUGGGGCAGGGAGUUUCUCCUUAUGCAACCUUUCCUAUGCAAGGGGCUCCUUGGACUCCCCCCGCUCCUUUCCCCUCGCCACCGAGCCUGCUAGAUCAGGCAAGAAGCCAGGGGUUCUCUGAUGCAGUGACCUGGAUAGGACUGGGAACAGGGGCUGCCUGGGUCCCGGGUGGGGAAGGGAGAAAGAAGUAGGGACAACUGUGCCAAAGGGUUAAAAAUUCUCCAGCACCCUCCCCCCAGCUCCCCUCACACCCUCACACACACACCCCCUCCCUCUCCCGGAUUUGGGGACUUGGAGAGUUCGGAGGUCCCCCUCAAAGGAUCCUUCCCGAUCCCCACCUCCAACAAAGCUUUCAGUUAGCUUUUUACAAACAAGAAUAAACUUCGAUAAAACUUUAUUUGGGGAGUGUGGGAUUUGGGGAGGGAGGACUUGCCCUCCCCCUAAAUGCCCCCUGGACUCCCUCUGGCCGCCACGCACACGCAACUACACGCAUGAUCUGCAUGUCUGCGGAUGCCUCCCCCUCCCCACGCAUGACAAGGGGCAGGGGGUACGGUUAGGAGGGGAAUCUCUUUCGUGCCCCCCUUUUUUGCUAGGGGAGGGAAGAGUAGGAGUGGGCCCCCAUCUGAGAGCUCCUGGGGAUUGGGGGUGGGGGCAGGUCAUGGGGAAGGGGUCCUGUGCCUCCACUCCACCCCACACAUAUAGCAAUAAAGAUUCCCCCCAACCCGGUCCCAGGGAGUCCCACAGAAAGGGGGGGAGGGUGUGUGUGUGGGGUGGGUUGGGGGCUCUCAGGGAUGGAGGCGGAUCUGAAUCGGCUGGGGGGGAAGGUCUGCAAACUUCCAACUCUGGUGCUAAUGGGGGGUGUCUCCCCCCCACCCCCAGGACAGGGGAAGGGGGGAGCCUUGCCCUCCCCCACGUCUCCCCCACUCCCCGCCCAGGGGUGCAUGACCCGCGAACCAGCAGAGCCGCCCGCUGCAGACGCCGCAUGUCACCCCCUUCCCCCUCCCUCAAACAAAUAAAAAAUUCCCUUUUCAUUUA
Antechinus flavipes (yellow-footed antechinus) is the source of this 5857-nucleotide messenger RNA. It is a transcript of the gene KCNC3, whose product is annotated as potassium voltage-gated channel subfamily C member 3. The transcript is spliced from 5 exons. Lineage: Eukaryota; Metazoa; Chordata; Mammalia; Dasyuromorphia; Dasyuridae. The record is from RefSeq and is a predicted model, not a curated record. Gene Ontology annotation, cellular component: neuronal cell body membrane; dendrite membrane; axon. Gene Ontology annotation, molecular function: delayed rectifier potassium channel activity; protein binding. Bases 803 to 3151 code for a protein of 782 amino acids. Gene Ontology annotation, biological process: protein homooligomerization; potassium ion transmembrane transport.